AUGCACCCUCCAAAUGGUUCACUCACAACACAACAAUCCGAGGCCGUAGACUCUUCACCACUCCUAACUCAUUCAAUAGCCAACCACCUCCUCCGGAGCCGCCGUCUGUUACGCCGUCCACCACAACUUCGCGGUGCUGCUGCCCGUAUACUCCGUCGGGCUAGCAGCCGCCGAAUGAUGCUCCGAGAACCCUCUGUUCGUGUUCGUGAAAAUGCAGCAGAGCAGCUCGAAGAGAGGCAAAGUGACUGGGGAUACUCGAAGCCGGUAGUUGUUAUUGAUGUUCUGUGGAAUUUGGCGUUUGUGAUAAUAGCUGUUGGUGUUUUGGGGUUAAGUUUGGAGGAGAAACCAAAUGUGCCUUUAAGAGAGUGGAUUGCUGCGUAUAUUUUGUUGUGUUCGUGUCAUGUUGUCUGUGUUGUUGUUGAAUACAGAACGAGAAGUAAUUCGGGGUUUAGAGAGAGUGGGAUUUUGAGUUCUGGGUCAGGGAAUUCUUUGGAUUUUGAGACUCAACAAAGUGGAAAUGAUGGUGAAAAUACGAGUGUUGCCAAGCGUGUGGAAUCUGCAAGUGCGACAUUUUCAAUUAUUUGGUGGAUUAUCGGAUUCUACUGGGUUACUACUGCUGGUCGCCAUAAUUUGGCAGAGGAUUCACCUCAGCUUUACUGGCUUUGUAUUACAUUUCUUGCUGUUGACGCGCUCUUUUUAAUUAUUUGCAUUGCCGUUGCAUGCCUCAUUGGUAUUGCUGUUUGCUGCUGCCUUCCAUGUAUAAUUGGCAUCUUAUAUGCUAUGGCAGACCAGGAAGGAGCAAGUAGAGAAGAGAUUGAUCAAUUGCUAAAAUACAAGUUUCACAGGACAGGGGAUUAUGAGAAUGUUAAUGGUGAAAUUCAGGAAUCUUUUGGAGGGAUGAUGACUGAAUGUGACACAGACACCCCCAUUGAACGUUCUCUCUCCCAUGAAGAUGCAGAAUGUUGCAUUUGCCUUUCUGCCUAUGAAGAUGGAAGUGAACUGCGUGAACUUCCUUGCAAUCACCAUUUCCAUUGUAUGUGCAUAGACAAAUGGCUUUGCAUCAAUGCAACCUGCCCUCUCUGCAAGUUCAACAUUCUCAAGGCUGACAGUCAAAGUGGUAGUGAAGAAGCAUAG
This is a messenger RNA of Dovyalis caffra, 1134 nucleotides long. The record is from the annotation of a GenBank genome assembly. Lineage: Eukaryota; Viridiplantae; Streptophyta; Magnoliopsida; Malpighiales; Salicaceae.